Molecule: messenger RNA, 2583 nt
Organism: Pimephales promelas (fathead minnow)
Lineage: Eukaryota; Metazoa; Chordata; Actinopteri; Cypriniformes; Leuciscidae
Source: RefSeq, a predicted model, not a curated record
UUUUUUACCUCAGGACUUAAAUUAAUUCCAUCUCUUAAGCCAACAAACACUUUUUUUCGCUAAGUAUCCCUGGCAGUAAAUAUGAUGGCCCAUUUAAAAACCAUUAGAAUAACGAAGUUUCGUUUCACAAGUUCGGGCAGUAAAACUGAUGGCUCAUUUAACCGUCAACGAUCUCAUGAUGGCUCAUUAUCAGGUCUGCUCAGAGGCCUGUAUUGGGGCAGAAGCCAUUGAAUGCAGACAAUAAUGCAGGCCUGGCCCGUGAUUGCUCAAUGAGAUCUUCCUCUUCUGGGAUGCUGCUCUUUUUCUUUUCAAAUCUCAAGGUUUUUUUAAUGUGUUUCCUAUCAAAAUGAAGCUCUUUAUGUUCAGUUUACAAAUAUUUGGUCACAUUUUCUCAGUUCUAAGUAUUUUAAACCUAUGAGAUUUUUUGAGAAAUAAGCAGAAAAAGUUUCAGCUGCCAUGUUGUAAUGGCCCAUUGACACCCAUUGUAUAAUACUGCGAUCUGAUUGGCUGGUUUGAGACACUCAGGAGGUUUAUCUGGGACCCAUUCUGCAAGAGAAACCACUAUUCUUCAAAUGCUUCUACUGUGCUGAUCUGCUGAGAAGAUCUGAAUUGGAAUUUGCUGAAAUGGAAGGACAAGCUGAGAAGAGGUCCGCUGGUCGCACCGUUGUCCACUGCUUGCAGUGCCACAAACCCCAGGAAAACCUUGCUGUUCACCUGGCCAGAGUCUGCAUGAAGAAACGCACGCCCGAGGAGAGAGCUGCCGAGGUUCAGAAAGCCAAGGCUUCGAGCAGAGAGUGGGUUUGGAUGAACAGGACCUGGGACUACAACCAGAUCUGUGCGCUCCUGCCUCAUCACCGCUCUCGCGUCAUCAUGGUCAAGGAGUUUCUUCAGCGUGGUUUUUUUAUCACAAACCAGCCCCGCGAGUCUGACUGUGAUGAAGAUGAUGCUUCUGCUCCUUCAUCAGAUCUUCCUCAAACCCGGUUGGUUCAGAGGGCUCCUGGCAUUAAACACUGCCAGAAGAUCGUGAGAGUGGCGAAGCCGGACGUGCUCAGGAUCCAGAGGGACCUGCAGGCGGGCAGAGAGCUCUCCAACACGGACCAGACGCUCUACCGCUACUACUGCGAGGCGCUCUUGGUGUUUGUCCACAUGCAGCGUCCCAGAGCUGUGGAAGCCUUGACGGAUGCUGAGUGGGUGAACAAGACUAAGCUGGGUGACAGAUUUGUGAUCGGCGUACAGAGGGAGAAAACCUCGAGUAUGCAGAUUGCUCUGGCACAAGAGGAGGAAGCUUGCUUGGAGCUGUACUUCAGACGAAUCAGGCCUGAGAACAUUCAGCCGGAGAAACUCUGCAAUAGAUUCUUUGUUUCGUCAUCCGGCAUGGAAGUUCAAAGUGUCUCUCGGGACAUGAAUCGGCUCCAUAAAUUGUACAAGCUGGCUCCUUUCUCUGCCCAGUGUGUGCGGAGGGCUGUUGAGGAGGCUGCAGAAAAGCUCCCGGCGCAGCAACAGGAGGCGCUGCACCAUUACCUGUCCAUCAGCACUGGUGCGGUCCGGCCGCAGGAUGUCGUCGACGCAGCUCUGCUGCUGGAAUCAUUAGUCAGCACUUCUGCAGACGAGACUUCCUCGGCCACAAGCUGUGCCGCUGGACCAUCUGGGAAGAGCUUCGCUGAGUUCGUGGAGAGAUUUCCUGUUUCGCCGGAGGGUCAGCCGCCAUCCAAGAAGCAGCGCGUCGAAUCAGGCUUUCCAGAUGACCGCGUUUUUUACGAUAAGUGGCGGAUUACCCAGUAUGCCCAGAGAGAGCGAUAUCUGCUGUCACAUUUCACAGUCCGCAAGCCUUCGGCCGCAAAGGUGGCACGGCUUAUCGCACAGGAGGGAUGGAAGGUCAACUGUCCCAAGCCGGAGGACAUCGAACGGCUGUGGACACCACCUUCGAAGGCAGCAGUUGAAGAUGACAAGUUCAUCAUUCGCUGUGUGUCUGAGCAGAACUGGUCGGGCAUGGCCAUAAAAGACUUUGGUGACGAGCGUGGUUUUGGAGUCGUGGCAACUCAGACUUUUUCAAAGAACGACAUUGUUUGCGACUGCCACGGCAAGGUCAUCCCAGCUGCACAAGGGAGGGCGAUGGUGCAGGCCCAGCAUGACGAGGCCGGGUACAUGUUCUUCUUUAAAGCCGGAAAGAGAGAUCUCUGCGUCGACGCCCAGACCUUUCCGUGCGAGUGCCACCCUGGCAAAGACACCGUUGGGAGGAGGAUAAACCACUCCACAAAAGCGCCCAACCUGAAGCCCUUUCACUGCAGGUUACGUGUGAAUGGGGAGGACAAGGAUGUCAUCCUCUUCAGGGCACUGAAGGACAUCAGUGUGGGCGUUGAACUACGGUUCGACUACGGGGUCAAAAGGAAGUCCUUCCGUGGAGAGGGCCUACACCUGGACUGGCUGGAUGGUUGAGAAGGCCUUCAUCAGGCUGGAGUGGCUGGACUUUUGAUUCCUGUUUUAAGGACUAGAUUUUGCUGGACUCUCACAGACCAUUUGUGUCACAUUUUAUGACACUGGGAACUGUGUAUGAACUAUCAAUGUUUUAUUUGUCAACUGUGA